AUGGACGAGGGCGGCUACUGGCGGCCGUCCUGCUCCACGCUCUCGCUGGCGGCGCCGGAGCACCAUGGCAGUAGUUCCCACCUGUGCGCGCGCCACGCCCCGCAGGCGCGCCUGCCGCCCGCGCACCGUCACCAGCCGCCGCCGCUGGCGCACCACCACGCGCAUGCGCACGCGCACUCGCACCACCUGCAGCACGCGCAGCACGCCGCCUGCCCCGUACACAGCCCCUUCCGCCAACCGACGCCUGAGUACUGCGCCGCUCAUUCACAGGUAUGA
Pectinophora gossypiella (pink bollworm) is the source of this 276-nucleotide messenger RNA. RefSeq lists its product as uncharacterized. NCBI's taxonomy places the organism in Eukaryota, Metazoa, Arthropoda, Insecta, Lepidoptera, Gelechiidae. The record is from RefSeq and is a predicted model, not a curated record. The coding region runs from base 1 to 276 and encodes 91 amino acids. The transcript has a single exon.